Egretta garzetta (little egret) is the source of this 2466-nucleotide messenger RNA. It is a transcript of the gene CORO1C, whose product is annotated as coronin 1C. The transcript has 11 exons. Bases 1 to 1785 code for a protein of 594 amino acids. Lineage: Eukaryota; Metazoa; Chordata; Aves; Pelecaniformes; Ardeidae. Gene Ontology annotation, molecular function: actin filament binding. The record is from RefSeq and is a predicted model, not a curated record. Gene Ontology annotation, biological process: neural crest cell migration; actin filament organization.
AUGCUCGAUUCGUACGGCCAGAAAAGAGCCCCACCGGCCCCUCCUGUCAGGUCCCACAGCAAGGAGAGCCUGGCUCUGAGUAUGAGCAAGACCGUGGCGAUGACGGAGGCGCUGCUGGAGCCCCGCGGCGACGCGGCGAAGCCUGCCAAGGAGCCGUGGGCAGCCGCAGGCACGGAGCAGCGAGCUGGGGGCAGGACUGCGGGAGGAGGGGGCUCGGAGGAGCCGGAGCGGAAGGGGAGGAAGAGUCAGGAGGAUGAGAAAGUGCUUAAAGUUGCCGACGCAAAGAAAACCUUCGAAAAGGCGAAGCCAGCGGAGGGGAAGGCAGCGACGCCACCGCCCAGCGCUGCCAGGAAAGACACAAUGAGGCGAGUGGUACGACAGAGCAAAUUUCGGCACGUGUUUGGCCAAGCGGUGAAAAACGAUCAGUGUUACGACGACAUCCGCGUCUCCCGUGUUACUUGGGAUAGCUCCUUUUGUGCAGUAAACCCCCGAUUUGUUGCAAUAAUUGUAGAUGCUAGCGGCGGCGGAGCGUUCCUGGUGCUGCCUUUGCACAAGACAGGCCGAAUUGACAAGUCCUACCCAACAGUGUGUGGCCACACAGGACCAGUGCUGGACAUAGACUGGUGUCCUCAUAAUGACCAGGUCAUCGCCAGUGGCUCUGAGGACUGCACCGUCAUGGUGUGGCAGAUUCCCGAGAACGGACUCACCCUGUCCCUGACAGAGCCGGUGGUAGUGUUAGAAGGCCAUUCCAAGAGAGUCGGCAUCGUGGCUUGGCAUCCGACAGCACGCAAUGUGCUGCUCAGUGCAGGUUGCGAUAAUGCAAUCAUCAUCUGGAAUGUGGGAACAGGUGAAGCCCUCAUAAACUUGGAUGACAUGCACGUGGAUAUGAUUUUCAAUGUGAGCUGGAAUCGCAACGGCAGCCUAAUCUGUACAGCUUCCAAAGACAAAAAAGUUCGAGUUAUUGACCCCAGGAAACAAGAAAUUGUUGCCGAGAAAGAGAAGACCCACGAGGGAGCCAGGCCCAUGCGUGCCAUUUUCCUCGCCGAUGGAAACAUCUUCACAACUGGCUUCAGCCGCAUGAGCGAACGGCAGCUUGCCCUUUGGAAUCCAAAAAACAUGGAGGAGCCAAUAGCCCUUCAUGAGAUGGACACCAGCAAUGGGGUCCUGCUGCCCUUCUACGAUCCGGAUACCAACAUUAUUUACUUGUGUGGCAAGGGUGACAGCAGCAUUCGCUACUUUGAGAUCACGGAUGAAUCCCCCUAUGUUCACUACCUCAACACCUUCAGCAGCAAAGAGCCGCAGAGGGGCAUGGGGUUCAUGCCAAAGAGGGGCCUCGACGUGAACAAGUGUGAGAUUGCCAGGUUCUUCAAGCUUCACGAGAGGAAGUGUGAGCCCAUCAUCAUGACGGUUCCUCGAAAGUCGGACCUCUUCCAGGAUGACCUGUACCCUGAUACAGCUGGCCCAGAAGCAGCUCUGGAAGCAGAGGAGUGGUUUGAGGGGAAGAACGCCGAUCCCCUUCUCAUCUCCUUGAAGCAUGGGUACAUUCCAGGCAAGAACAGGGAUCUGAAGGUGGUCAAGAAGAACAUACUGGACAACAAGCCUGCCGCGAACAAGAAAAGUGAUCUCAUAAAUGCUCCAAAGAAAGCAGCUGAUGCCUCAAACACUCAAAACGAAGCCAAAUUGGAUGAGAUUUUGAAAGAGCUGAAAUCUAUAAAAGACACGAUCACCAACCAAGACGAGCGCAUUUCCAAGCUGGAGCAGCAGAUGGCAAAGAUCGCGGACUGAGCGGGGGCGAGCGGCGCUGGCCCCGCCGCCAGCCCAGGCACAUUCCAGUUCCCCAGUUCGGCAAGCAGCAGCGUGCAGCAUUCCAGUACGAGCUUUCCUGUUCUCCCAAAUUCACCUCAACGAGAGCCGAUGAUUAAAAGCCAAGCUUUUUAGUGAAAGAUUUUUUUUUUUUCCUGAUGUUCUAAUGAAUUAUGUGACUGUGUCAAACAAGUCGAAGAGAAUUAAGUGCUACUUUUACAGUCUUUUUUUUUUUUUUUUUCCAGAUGUUAUGAAUUCUUAAAAACAAAUCCAUUUGAUUUUCGAUGUUGUGCCCGAAUAUCUUUUUUCUAGAUGUAGGGACCAAUGCCACAUUGUUCUUAACCAUUUUUUUUAAAGUUGCCAAAAAAAAAAAAAAAAAAAGUUGCUUUUAUUUUUCUUAUUUGCCAAUUUGCAGUAUUUGUGUUUUACGUUUAAAGGGACAGCACCGCGUGUGUGCGCGCGCGCGCAUGGUGGGUGUUUAUACUGUUCAGAGAACAAAACCGAAGCUAUUUUGUAUAAAUCUUCAAUUUCGAACAAUCAGAUCGGUUUCCUUUGCGGUGUGACCAAGGCUGCUGCUGAGACCCCUCAAAGAUCGUCCGAGCUGCCUUUCCUGCCUCCCUAACCUCUCCCCAUCGCCAUUCCCUGACAGUUUAAAGAAAAAAA